GAUCUACUUCCGGUAACUUCAUUAAUAUCUCACCCAGGUUACUAGACUCUUGGAUUCUUGAGAUCUUUUAGAUCUAGAUUACAUAGAUACUGUGAUAGAUCUAAAUCUAAUACCAUGGAUUCAGACGAAGAGGAAACCCUGCAGUUUCAUGAAAUGGGCAUAGACGAUCGAAUUUUAGAGGCAAUAUCUAAACUUGGAUGGUCCACACCAACACCCAUUCAAGAAAAAGCAAUUCCCUUAGCCUUGCAAGGAAAAGACAUCUUAGCCAGAGCUCGUACAGGAUCUGGGAAAACUGCUGCAUAUGCAAUAGCUGUCUUACAAAAGUUGCUUCACAUUAAACAGACGGCCUCUCUGCAAGCUACUAGAGCCAUUAUUCUUACACCUACAAAAGAGUUGUGUAACCAAGCUUACAGAAAUCUACUAGAUCUAACAACAGGCUGCUCCAGAGACAUCAAAUGUGUAGAUAUCUCUCCCCAGUUACCUCUAGCCUCACAAAGGCCUCUGCUGAUGGAGAAGCCAGAUAUUGUGGUGGCGACUCCAAGUCGACUUUUAGCACACAUUCGAGCAGAAAACAUCAAUGUUAAGAAGACACUAGAGAUGUUGGUAGUUGAUGAAGCUGAUUUAGUAUUUUCCUUUGGUUAUGAGUCAGAUGUCAAAGAAUUAUUAGAAAAUUUCCCUAAAAUUUAUCAAGCAUUUAUGAUGUCUGCCACUCUUGGUGAAGAUGUGAAAAAUCUCAAGAAAUUGGUUUUGCAUAAUGCAGUUGUCUUAAAGCUGGAAGAAUCUCAGUUACCAGAGACAUCACAGUUGAAUCAGUAUCACAUCAAGUGUGAGGAAAAUGACAAAUUUGCCUUGACAGCUGCAUUACUGAAAUUGAACUUGGUAAGAGGAAAAACUAUAUUCUUUGUGAACUCUGUGAACAAAUGUUAUCAAUUGAAACUUUUUCUGGAGCAGUUUGGCAUUAGAGCUUGUAUUCUUAAUUCAGAAUUACCAGUUAAUUCUAGGUGUCAUAUUGUUGACCAGUUCAAUGAUGGCCUGUAUGACUAUAUUAUAGCAUCUGAUGAGUCCAUCGCACCUUCUUCUAAAAAGUCUGUUACAAAGCAAAAAGAAAAAACUAAAAGACCAAAGAAAGAAGAUAAGGAAUAUAGUAUAGCUCGAGGACUAGACUUCUACAAUGUGUCAAAUGUAAUCAAUUUUGACUUUCCUCCAAAUCCCAGUUCAUAUAUUCACAGAGUAGGCAGGACAGCAAGAGCAGAUAAUCAGGGCACAGCUCUCUCUUUUGUCAGUAUCAAAGACAAUGAGAAGCUCGAAGAAGUGGAGCAGGCUCUCGUAGAAGAUAAUGCUCAAGAGGGCCAGUCAAUAUUUAAACCCUAUAACUUUAAAAUGGAAGAGAUAGAAGGUUUCAGGUAUAGAGCAAAAGAUGCACUGCAAGCUGUCACACGUUCUGCUGUACAUGAAGCAAAGAUGAAGGACAUACGACAAGAAAUUUUCAAUUCAAAUAAGCUAAAGUCCUACUUUGAUGACAAUCCCCAAGAUUUAAGAAUUCUUAGGCAUGAUAAGCCACUGCAUUCUGUGAAAACAACUAAAGAACUAAAGCAUGUUCCCGAGUAUAUAGUUCCCGAUGCACUUCUUCAGUUAAGAACACGACAGGGACAGAGCAAUCUUCACAGUUCUAGAUUUAGACAAGGUAGACCAUUGUCUCAAGCUGAAAGAAAGUUCAGAAAACGCAAGUCUGACCCACUAAAGAGCUUUGAAUUUGCUGGAUUGGCUGAGAAAAAAAAGAAAAGAAGAAAUAAAUAAAUUAUUUAAAAAAGAAUGUUUUGUCCUUUAUGGAUAUAAAA
Messenger RNA from Biomphalaria glabrata, 1838 nucleotides. Its product is annotated as probable ATP-dependent RNA helicase DDX56. The transcript is spliced from 17 exons. The record is from RefSeq and is a predicted model, not a curated record. Gene Ontology annotation, cellular component: nucleolus. Bases 115 to 1797 code for a protein of 560 amino acids. Gene Ontology annotation, molecular function: ATP binding; RNA helicase activity; nucleic acid binding. Lineage: Eukaryota; Metazoa; Mollusca; Gastropoda; Planorbidae.